CUGAGGGGAACAGGCCUGCUGCACUUCCUUGGCAAGGCUAACUGGUGGUGAUUUCACAGUUUCAAGAAUCGGAAUCGUGUGACAUUGAGUUCAGUGAUUUCAACGAAUGCAAGAACUCUACUGGCUUGUUCAAGUACGAAGUUAAAAGCUCCAGGAUUUCCAUUCGAGGUCUUUCUAUCUCCUACUGUGCUAAAGCCCUCUUUAACAGUGGUAUAGUCCCUGUGCUUGGAGGUCCCCUGCCACCAGAUCCUAAAAAUGCCAACAUUUCCUUAACCCUGUCUUCUAAGUUUCUCAAAGAAAUUGUUGCUCAAAGUGCCAAGCAGAGCUCUGUCAAGAUGAAUAACCUGGCUGCAAGCAUCUCCAAAAUAGUCUACUCCUUCCAGUCAGGCAACCAAAUCCAAGCCACCUACUGGGUCACUGUGGAAAAGGAUGGUGAGAGUUUUGCUACUGGGAAAACGACCUUGAUCCUCUCCCAUGACUGCAAGAUUUUGAAAGACAAACUGAUACCAGACAUCAAGGUUAAGAGCUCUGAACACUCGGUGACACCCCCUGAGGAUGAGGAUGAGGUACAAGAUGUAAUGCCCGUGGUUCUGAAGAAAUUUUUAUCUGCCGUUAACGAAAUGACAAGUAUGUGGAAUGUGCCACCAGGAAUAACCUCAAAUCCUCUAACCAAAGCCAAGGUUGAAGUACUUAAAUCGAACGAUCUUCAGGCAGCAAACUAAACCCAGCAUACCUGAUGCCAGAGAAUUUUCCAGAAUGAAAGCAUUCUAAAACUUCUCUAAGAAAUAUUGAGCCAAGGACAUCCUUAUCAUUAAAGAGCCAAGUAGAAUAGUGUUCUGAACAUGCCAACUAUUUUUCGGAAUCUCACCAACAUUAUCUUGAAUUAACAAGUGCAACAAAAGCAAGAAUCCAGCAAUUUUUGGCAUUCUGUAAUCACUUCUUUAAUA
Molecule: messenger RNA, 947 nt
Organism: Mustela lutreola (European mink)
Lineage: Eukaryota; Metazoa; Chordata; Mammalia; Carnivora; Mustelidae
Product: vomeromodulin-like
Exons: 9
Coding region: 336-722 (128 amino acids)
Biological process (GO): sensory perception of smell
Source: RefSeq, a predicted model, not a curated record